This is a messenger RNA of Prorocentrum cordatum, 245 nucleotides long. The record is from the annotation of a GenBank genome assembly. Lineage: Eukaryota; Dinophyceae; Prorocentrales; Prorocentraceae.
GCAAGCCCUACAGCGUCGCCUUCCGGAAGGCGCCCAGCGCGGCGGCCGGCGCCGCCCGAGGCGGCGGUGGGGCGCCGCAGCCGCCGCCGCAGCGGUGUGCCCCGGACCUCGGCGGCGCGCUGAGGCCUGGCGCCGUGCGGGUCGGGGUGUGCUCCGAUGGCCUGGAGGUCUCAGGACUGCGAGUUCGCGGCCGCGGGAGAUGCCUGGCCACAGCGCCCAUCGUGCAGGACAGGGCCUACUGGGAG